Pimephales promelas (fathead minnow) is the source of this 1433-nucleotide messenger RNA. Its product is annotated as fetuin-B. Gene Ontology annotation, cellular component: extracellular region. Gene Ontology annotation, biological process: negative regulation of endopeptidase activity. NCBI's taxonomy places the organism in Eukaryota, Metazoa, Chordata, Actinopteri, Cypriniformes, Leuciscidae. The record is from RefSeq and is a predicted model, not a curated record. Gene Ontology annotation, molecular function: cysteine-type endopeptidase inhibitor activity.
CAAACCUGAUUCCAAAGUCACAUUCAUCUCAUGGUAUGAACCGACUGCAUUUGAAUUAAAACUGCUUACCUUCUGCAGGACAUUUUCUGUGAAACGAAUUAAAGAUGUUUACUCUGAUUUGGAUUUUUUUGGCCGCAAACAUUUUGUGUGUCUUGGGGACGAAUUUAGUUCACGUUCCCUGCGAUGACAAGAUUGUGGAGAAGUUGUCCCGACUGGCCGUCACGUACAUAAAUGAGGACAGACAAACAGGUUACAAAUUUGCCCUUAACAGAAUCACAAACGUCCAAGCACAUCAACAGGGUCUUGCUGGAAAGGUCUAUUAUCUUGAUUUAGAUGUCCUUGAGACCAAGUGCCAUGUCCUCAGUCCCAAAUCGUGGAAAAAAUGUGCUAUAAGACCUUUCAUGGAAACUCAAAUCUCUGGAAACUGUAAUACCACAGUCCUCCACACACCAGAAGGCUUCUCAUACCUCCACAGCUAUGACUGCACACUUGUUCCAGACCCUCCAGAGAAGUUACGUCUGACGUGUCCAGACUGUCCUGUGCUGCUGCCGGUCGACAGUCAUGAAGCCAUCACCACAGCUAGGACAUCCCUCCUUAAAUACAACAUACAAAGCACUCUUCCUGUUAGCCUGACUGUGAACACCAUCACCAGAGCCUCUCAUCAGAGCUCGCCUGUUUCCGCUAUUUUUGUGGAGUACACCGUUCAGGAGUGCUCUCCCGCUGCGUUCCCAGAGGUCCAGUGUGGGCCGGGACAUGAUGGUACAGCGCCUGUUGGGUUCUGUGUCGGGGAGGUUCUAGGCCCUGCCCAUGGCCAGCAAGAUGUGAAGGUGUCCUGUGAAAUAUUUCACCCACAGGUGCAUGUUGUCACUCCCACACAGCAAGAGGAAAAGUCCACCACACUUUCCCAAACCCCAACAACCCACAAUAUCCCUCAUAUCUCUGAGCCCACAUUCCAAGAUGUUGGAGCUGAAACGCCUCGGUUAGUGGAGCCAGUGUAUCAGGCCAUCCCUGCAGGACCAGCACCAGACGCCGCGCUGUCCGCCUCGUCCAGUGAGUCCUCAGAGUCUUCCGAGUCCUCUGAGGAACUCAGUGGUUCUGUUCGUGCCGUCAAACCUCCAAUGAACUUCCGUUACGCGGCUCGCCGGCAGAGGAGGCAGAUCCCCACGAGCACCACACCUCCUCACUCGCCCGUGUUCCUGAGCGUCUUUCCCAGCGUCCCGUCUCCGUUCCGCUCUUGUCCAGGCGUCUCUCGCUACACCACCGUGUGAGAGACUUCUUUCCUCAUAGGGCAGCACGAUUAAUCGCAAUUAACUUGAAAUUAAGCUUAAACCAGUUUGGCUGCAAUUAUUUUUUUAUGUGAAACAAGUGAAACAAUUGUAUGAGUUUUUUGUGCACAACAAAGCAAAACAAUAAAAAUGUUUUCUAUACAUCGA